ACUCGUGUCCUGCUGCCCGAUCGAUCGCCCGGCAAACCCAUGCUCCUGCCCCCUACUGGCGUCCAAUCCGAGCCGGAUGUGGUGCUCACCUUCUCGGACUACCUCAGCCCCUGGGAUAUGCACCUUUGGACCUCCCGAUUGCCUGUCUCAGAUUCUCCAAUCCCUUCCACCUCCAGCGCAGUUACCACGACCAGUGCCUCUGUCUCCUUCCUCCGAAGCUCAGAGGUUCGGCUUCCUAGUGUCCGCUUGACAGAACUGUUUGGUUCUGGCUGCUAUGUUGCCGAUCAUCCAUCCUUCCUGCUCCCUCUGGUGCGGCGAAUGGAGCAUUUUAUGGACAAGGUAACUCUUCUUUUCCUCCUCCUCCUCCUCCUCAAGUAA
This is a messenger RNA of Dibothriocephalus latus, 378 nucleotides long. The record is from the annotation of a GenBank genome assembly. NCBI's taxonomy places the organism in Eukaryota, Metazoa, Platyhelminthes, Cestoda, Diphyllobothriidea, Diphyllobothriidae.